ACAAGAAAAAAAACUGAGAAGCGACUAACCUUGUAUGAAUGGGAAAAACAAGUGUCAAAGCAAAAAAAAUAGUAGUGAAGACUCGCUAUUUAAAAAAAACAGGGAAAAAACUGAGAAGCCACUUAGCUGAAGAUGCAGAAUCCAGUCGAAAUAGAGACAAGAGGCAAAGUUGAAACAGAGAGGCAGAAGAGUGGGACGGAGAAAAGAUAUAUUAAAGAUUUUGAGGUAAAGGACCCUCAUAGAGUUGGGACAAUUACAGUCCAAUUGGCGGGAAGGGUCACUGAUUGCCGUGCUCUCUCGCAUAGACAAGAUAUCAAGGCUCAGAACAUUGAAAGUUAUGCAAAACGUACAUUACCAACCCGUCAGUGGGGUUAUGUUGUGAUAACAACACCAAAUGGAGUUUUGGAUCAUGAAGAAGCAGUUCGACAAAACGUCGGUGGUCAAGUCCUUGGGUACUUCUACUGACCAAACUCUAGCAAAGUCCCACAACCGGCAAAACCCCUUCUGCUUUUCGAACAUUUAUGGUCUCUCUCAUUUACAUGAGUAUGAAAUGAAAAUGCAAAAGACAUAACAUUGCUGAAUACAUUAUCUGUAUGGACAAUGGAUGCCCCCCCCCCCAACCCCCCAAAGAUUUUAACGUUUUUUUCCUAGUGCAUUAUAUUCUUACAGACAGCCUCCUUAAAUGCCAAUCUGAUUAUAGUUUUGGUGCUGUUAAUCCCAAAUAAUAAAUAAAUGCUGAGUUACGUG
Messenger RNA from Cuscuta campestris, 747 nucleotides. The record is from the annotation of a GenBank genome assembly. Lineage: Eukaryota; Viridiplantae; Streptophyta; Magnoliopsida; Solanales; Convolvulaceae.